Phyllostomus discolor (pale spear-nosed bat) is the source of this 2313-nucleotide messenger RNA. It is a transcript of the gene CAV2, whose product is annotated as caveolin 2. The record is from RefSeq and is a predicted model, not a curated record. Gene Ontology annotation, cellular component: Golgi apparatus; cytoplasmic vesicle; caveola. Gene Ontology annotation, molecular function: protein kinase binding; molecular adaptor activity. Gene Ontology annotation, biological process: insulin receptor signaling pathway; positive regulation of MAPK cascade; negative regulation of endothelial cell proliferation. NCBI's taxonomy places the organism in Eukaryota, Metazoa, Chordata, Mammalia, Chiroptera, Phyllostomidae. The coding region runs from base 66 to 554 and encodes 162 amino acids. The transcript is spliced from 3 exons.
AGGUGGAGCGGCCCGGAGCCGCGCUGUGCGAGCUGGACUGCAGCCGCCGUGCACCGAACGCCACGAUGGGGCUGGAGACCGAGAAGGCGGACGUCCAGCUCUUCAUGGAUGACGACUCCUACAGCCGCCACAGCUGUGUCAACUACGCCGACCCUGAGAAGUUCGCAGACUCCGGCCCAGAUCGGGAUCCGAACCGGCUCAACUCGAAUCUCAAGGUGGGCUUCGAGGACGUGAUCGCAGAGCCGGAGUCUACGCACUCCUUUGACAAAGUGUGGAUCUGCAGUCAUGCCCUCUUUGAAAUCAGCAAAUACGUGAUUUACAAGUUCCUGACAUUGUUCCUGGCAAUCCCCCUGGCCUUUGCUGCGGGAAUUAUCUUUGCCACCCUCAGCUGUCUGCACAUCUGGGUUAUAAUGCCUUUUGUAAAGACCUGCCUAAUGGUUCUGCCUUCAGUGCAGACAAUAUGGAGGAGUAUGACAGAUGCUGUCAUUGCCCCAUUGUGUACAAGUGUAGGACGCAUCUUCUCUUCUGUCAGCUUGCAACUGAGCCAUGACUGAACACUUGGCCCUCAGGUCUGGAGAUUUGGAUACUGUAAUACUUCUUUGUUAUAGCACAAAAGCACUGCUGUUCUGUUCAUUCCCCAACUGUUCUAAUUAAGAAAACUAUUAAGAUGGGCAAACCACAUUUAGAAAUGUUUAUUGGCAAGUCUUUUCAAAUAAUGCUUUUCUAAUUAAUAACAAGGAUUUCAUAUCUACCUUUAUAACCAAAACUAAACAAUAGAUUGGCAACACUAAUUUUAAAGACAGAUACUUUUUGCUUUAGUACAAAUGUAUACAUUUUAUCAUGAUGAAUUUAUAAUGAUCAAGAGAUAUUUCCCUCAAAUACUACAAUGGUUUUGUCUACAACUGCACAUAGAUAUAUGGGAUUUUCUUACUCUUUUACUCUGGAAGUAAUACUUUUAAAUUACCUUUGCAGAUAAAGUGAUGCGGACACUUAGCAAUAAGAUACACAAAGAUCCUAGAAACUGCAGUAAUAAAAGCAUACAAUGGUGAUGGAGCUAUCAAAUAUAAUAAAAAAUGUGAAAUAGAUUCAUGCAAAUGUUUUCCUUUAAAUGAGGUGUUGUUAGUCUACAGUCCUAUUUAACAUUUCCAUUUUACUGUAUAUUUUGUACUUAAUGUAAAUGUUGCUCUAAUCAGAUUACUUCAAAGGACUUUUAUUAUAUUUGUGUUCUUGUUGAGGUAAUAUAUACAAAGAGUAAAUAUAUCUCCCACAAGGAACUCAUUGCUGAGAUGCACUGUCUUGAUCAUGGAAACACAUAUAUCUUCUUUGGGAACAGAAUGUAAAAGAGUAAAAUACUGGCUUUUUUUUUCUAACUUUUCCAAGCAAAAUCAUGAAAUGUUUUAUAACUAAUGUUUAUCUGGCUGUGUUCUUAAAAUAAUCUGUAUCUAAUUCUUAUUUUGUCUAGUAGAUAAUUUCUUUCUUAUACUUAGAAAUUAAACCUAUAUGCUGCAAUUCCUAAUUGGUGCUAUUUAAUAACAUUUUACAAUAAAGGCUAUUUCUGACACUUAAAUACAAUUUUGACUACAGUGAUUCAUGUAGAGACACUUCUAAGAAAAUUGUCAACUUGUUGGGUCCAUGCUACUGAACUGUUAUAUAUAAAUUAAACACUAACAGCUAUAAACUUUAAAUAUAUUGUGUAAUGUGGGUUUUGUUAAAUGGUAUAGAAUGAUUCUGAUCAUUGUGAACUGUAAAAUCCUACUUUAAUGUUAUGAGUUGCUGUCAUUUUAAAAAUCUCAUUAUUCCAAAAUUAUAGCAUAUACAAAGGAUGUCUAUAAUGUAAGUGGUUGCUAUAAUUUACACAUCUUAAAAGUGCAAAAAUACUCAAAUUUGAGAGUUACUUUAAGAACCUGAAUUAACAUACCUUUGAAUACCUUUAUAGAUGGCAAGUAUUCAUUUGAAGAUUGAUUUUAUUUUUCCAAAUUGCCAGAACUGGUGAGAUAAAGGAUGAUUAAGCUGGAAUGCUAUUGGGGACCAAAACAAAUGAACGAUUAAAUUAUGAGAUUGGUAUUUUUCUGAAAGUAGCCUCAAAAGAGACCUUUAAAACUGCCUUAGGCCAUUAUAACAACCUUAGAAAAGACCCUCACAAUCAUUACCUUAAAGUAUACCAUUCAUUUGACAGUAUAGAUUUUAUUAUGUUAGUCAAUAAUCAGGCCCAUAACUUUAUAAUUAUAUCUUGUAUUGAAAGUAUUCUUUAAAAAUAUUUGGAUAUGUUAAUUGGCCAAAGUAUUUGAUUAAUAAAAUAUCUAUUUAAAUAAA